AAGGUAGCCACGAGUUGGCAUUCUCACGAGAAACCAUUUUGGAGGAGGCGAGCGCUGCUAGGGGCUCCGUGCAAGGGCGUCUUCGUGAUCUGUCGGGAAACGAGGAGGCCGUGUCCUACAUCGACGCUACAGACCCCGUGACUGUUUUUACGGACGUGAUCCCCGUCGCUCGAUUGUUCCAAAAUGUCAGAGACAGAGCAGCAGUACAUGGAGACCUCAGAGAAUGGCCAUGAGGCUGCAGAGGGAGACUCCGCCGACACUAAACAGUCCGAAGACCAAAAUGGUUCCGGGGGUGAGCAGCUCAGUGCAAUCAAAUCCGAGGAGGACGCAGGGUGCGUACCUGAUAUUUCUGCCAGUGUAAAUCAAACAGCGAAAAUGUUUGUUGGCGGUCUAAGCUGGGAUACAAGCAAGAAAGACUUGAAAGAUUAUUUUUCAAAGUUUGGGGAGGUGUCGGAUUGUACUAUUAAGAUGGACUCUAAUACAGGACGAUCUAGAGGAUUUGGCUUUAUUCUGUUUAAAGAGUCUUCAAGUGUUGACAAGGUUCUGGAGCAAAAAGAACACAGACUGGAUGGAAGGCUUAUUGACCCUAAAAAGGCAAUGGCAAUGAAAAAAGAUCCAAUAAAGAAAAUAUUUGUUGGUGGGUUGAAUCCAGAAGCUGGAGAAGACAAGAUAAGGGAAUACUUUGCAACCUUUGGAGAGAUUGAAGCAGUUGAACUUCCAAUGGACCCAAAAACAAAUAAAAGGAGAGGCUUUGUGUUUAUUACAUUUAAAGAGGAAGAACCUGUGAAGAAGAUCUUGGAGAAGAAGUUCCACAAUGUUAGCGGUAGCAAGUGUGAGAUAAAGAUAGCCCAACCUAAAGAGGUAUAUCAACAACAGUAUGGUGGACGAGGUGGUUUUGGUGGUGGAAGAGGAGGACGGGGUGGAAAAGGUCAAGGACAGAGUUGGAAUCAAGGAUACAACAAUUACUGGAAUCAAGGUUAUGGCAAUCAAGGAUAUGGCUAUGGCCAGCAAGGUUAUGGUGGCUACGGAAGCUAUGACUACACUGGAUAUGGGUAUUAUGGAUAUGGACCAGGGUAUGAUUACAGUCAGGGCAGUGCAAAUUAUGGAAAAGCACCUAGACGUGGUGGCCAUCAAAAUAACUACAAGCCAUAUUGAACAUUUCUUCAGGUAAAGACAGCUGAUUUGGGGGUCUGCUUAAAACUGCAGCUCUACAUCUAGGGACUGCCUCUUGGAGUUAAGUAUGGACUCUUGCUCCUUUUGUACAGAAGGCCUCAUCCUAGGGAACCAGUGUCAACUUCCACCUUUUUAUUUUGUAUUGUUUGUGUCAUACAUUUCCAGGUUUGGAAGUGUUAAUUUUACUGUACUUUUUGGUACCUUUUGGAUUCUAAUGUAUUGUAAGGUAUUUUACAUGUGCAAAUUCACCAUUACAUUUUUGAAGCUAUCAAAGCUUUUGAAAUAAAAUCAAGUUUGAGUAACCCGUUUCAGCCUGCGGUUUAAAUGUUAAGCGCAUGUUAAGACUGGUGAUAACUUAGUUACAGUCUUUAGGGUUAGUCAGCAUUUAUCUUGGCUAAAGUAUUCCAUACUAUAAGACAAAGUGCAAAAGAAAUAAAGCUAAUUCUGUUCUUGUCACUGUAGUGUUACCCUAAUUGUCUGUAUUAUGGAGGAAAACCUGUACAAAGGUUUAGUGUAAGCAAUUUUUAAAAGUUUAAAAUCGGUUAUGAUUUGGAUGCCCAAUGGCUUUAACAUGGCAUUAUGGAUGCCCUCUUAAGUGAGGGUUAUGAGUGUAUCUGACAGUGACUGACUGGCUGGGUUCACACCUUGUUUAAACAGUGUUGGCUUCCUGUCACAGGCAUGACAACAUAUACCAUGGUGAACUGGCAUUGGGCCCACUUAGCUGUAUCACUAAUGACCUACCCCAAGAGACAUACCUUUUUAUUGACCUAGCCACAUUUGGCUUGUGUUGUGCAGGAGCAACUUAACUGAAUGGCACCCACAAUUUUAUUGUAAAAUGUGCUGUGAAAAAAAAUUGUCGGAUGAAGUUAACAACUUGAUAACUUGUGAUUUUUACUGUCAUAACUAGAAAUUAAAUAUAGCUAUGCUCCUGACCUAAAGGUUUUACAUUUUUAAUAGUAAAACUUCAUUCUGCAGGUCAGAAGAUGGCAAUUCAGGUUUUUUUUUUCUCCUUGUUAAUGGAGCAGUGUGAGGAAAUGUUCUGGUCAUGUAGUUUUAAACAUUUAUGGAACUUCAUCAUUUUAUUGCAUAGCUCUGGUAAUGUGAGGGGACCAUUAACAAUUCUGGUAAUUUAACAUUCACUCUGUGGGAUAAACCUAUAUUUUAUUAGGCAUAUUCCUACAUGUAGUAAUGGACUUAUAUUAUACAUAACUUAAAUUUACACAGCUUUCUCUGCUUCUGGGUAUACUUGUACACCUGAUGAGUUUAACUUCCCCCUUAUUAAUUUGGCUCAAUUCUGUCUUACACAUUUACGUCAAGCACUGUUUGUACUAUGUCUGGUUCAUUUUAACCUCAGUAGGUCCAAUACAUUAUGGUAUAUGAUGGCAUGCCUUCUUGACAAGAUCCUGAUGUAUUCCUAAGGCUAGCUUCAGUGUUUCAUCAUGCAACAAAGUUAUUGUUUAACACCCAGUUUAAGUUUCCCAUGUUACAAUUAAAAAAAUAAAAUAAAAUGGAAGUGUC
Hyla sarda is the source of this 2691-nucleotide messenger RNA. RefSeq names its product heterogeneous nuclear ribonucleoprotein A/B (gene HNRNPAB). Gene Ontology annotation, biological process: regulation of gene expression. Lineage: Eukaryota; Metazoa; Chordata; Amphibia; Anura; Hylidae. Gene Ontology annotation, cellular component: nucleoplasm. The record is from RefSeq and is a predicted model, not a curated record. The transcript has 9 exons. The coding region runs from base 184 to 1155 and encodes 323 amino acids. Gene Ontology annotation, molecular function: RNA binding.